Molecule: messenger RNA, 633 nt
Organism: Diaporthe amygdali
Lineage: Eukaryota; Fungi; Ascomycota; Sordariomycetes; Diaporthales; Diaporthaceae
Exons: 1
Coding region: 1-633 (210 amino acids)
Biological process (GO): vacuolar proton-transporting V-type ATPase complex assembly
Cellular component (GO): Vma12-Vma22 assembly complex; extrinsic component of endoplasmic reticulum membrane
Source: RefSeq, a predicted model, not a curated record
AUGGACCCCAACACCAUAGACGCUCUUCUUGAGCGAUAUCUCACUUUGCUGGACGAGUACACCACCCUGCGCGUGAAGCUGGGCCAGCUCCACACCAGCAUGUUCCAGCACCUGGCCCGCGCCAACUUCUCAGCCGAGAGAGGCAUGCGAUACGGCCCAGACUUCUACGACGAGAGAAUGCAAGCGCUGCGACAGGUCAGCAUCAGCACGGAAGGGAGCCUGCCAGUCUUCAGCGUGUCGCACAGCGUCCGGGGCCGGGGCGACGAUGCGCCCCAUGAUCCUCCGUCAGAUCCUCCAGCUGAGGCGGCUGAGGCACCGGGCGAGGCCGCACCUGCCAGUGGCGACAAAGCUGAAGGGGAGGCGGACCCAAAGAAGCAAAACGCAAGGGACCCUCUCCGAUGGUUCGGCGUGCUCACGCCACUGUCUCUGCGGCAGACCCAGGCCUGUGCCGUCGAAGCUGUCGAGCAGGUCAUCCCGCGGCUGGUGUCUUUAAAUGCCGAGAUGCAGGAUGUCGAGAUUCAGGUCCGCAGGGCAAGGAAGAAGAGGGCCAAGGAAAGGGCUGCCGCAGCGAGGCAACAAGAGCAGCCGCAGCAGCAGCAGGCAGUCGCUGGAGACGAAUUGGCCGCCAAGUGA